CGCAUUCCGUUAAGUCAGCCCUAAUUUGAGGGUUUUAGACAUGGCGAUGGCGGAGGGAGAGACUGCUCCCGUUCUUGGAUCGGUCGCUGUCGUUGGAGCGGGCGCGAGUGGCCUCGCGGCAGCGUAUCGAUUGCGAGCUGCGGGGGUCUCCGUGACGGUCUAUGAAGCGGAAAAUUCCAUCGGUGGGAAGUUAAAGAGUGUUUCGGAGAAUGGAUUCAUCUGGGAGAAGGGACCGAACACAAUGACGGAAAAUGAUCCAAGCAUAAGCAGGAUGUUUGACGAUCUCCAUCUUCGCGAUAAGCAACAGUUUCCGGUGGAGCAAAAGAAACGAUACAUUGUUCGCAAUGCUUCUCCUACGAUGUUGCCCUCUAAUCCUUUGGGAUUUAUCACUACCGGUCUCUUCUCUGCUCAAGCCAAGCUUAAACUUUUGACGGAGCCGUUUUCAUGGAAGCGAACGAAAGCAGAAUCAAACGAAGACGAGAGUGUAGGAGCGUUCAUGGAGAGGCACUUUGGUGACGAGAUCGUAGAUUAUGCAGUGGAUCCAUUUGUUGCCGGGACAAGUGGUUCGGAUCCUUCCUCUAUAUCAAUCCGUCACUCGUUUCCAGAAUUGUGGUCCUUAGAGAAGAACUAUGGAUCGCUCUUCGUCGGUGCAAUUAAAUCAGGUUUUAGCAAGAAGAAGAAGCAAAAAUUGCGACCAGUGGAGUUUGAAGACGAAGAUUCUGAUUUCCCUGCUCGUACACGUCCCCGUCGUGGAGGAUCGUUUUCAUUUGUAGGUGGCAUGCAGACGCUGGCCAAUGAACUGGUCUCGAGGAUUGGAAAGGAAAAAUUCAAGCUCAAUACAUUUGUCACCGGAUUGGCAUGUAACCAACAGGGCAAUCCCUCUCGUCAAAGCUGGACAGUAACAGGUUUGGAAACAUCGGGCAAGAGAAGCAAACGCUCAGACAAAACCUUCGAUGCAGUCAUCAUGACGGCACCGGUGGACGAUGUGAGGGCAAUGAAGGUUGUCAAAGAUGGAAAGCCUUAUGCUCUUGAUUAUCUCCCAACAGUUAUCUACGAACCAAUGUCCGUGUUGAUAACAAUGUUCAACAAAGACUCCGUGAAGCGUGCACUUCCGGGUUUCGGUGUGCUGGUUCCCUCCAAAGAGCAACAAGCAAAUGGCUUUCAAACGCUGGGCACCUUGUUCUCUUCAUUCAUGUUUCCUGAUAGAGCUCCAGAAGACCAGCUGCUGUUUACGACUUUUAUAGGAGGCAGCAGGAAUACAUUGCUAGCAUCACGGUCGAAGGAAGAGCUCCUUGAUAUAACUUUGAAGGAUUUGUCUAGACUAAUUGGAGUAGAGGGUCAACCAACUGCUAUCAGGCAUGUGUAUUGGGAAAAGGCGUUCCCACGAUACAGCAUCGGCUAUGACAAUGUCUUGCAUUCUAUCCAGAAACUCGAGAGCGACCUCCCUGGACUCUUCUACGCUGGAAAUCAUCGAGGAGGAUUGGCCGUUGGGAAAACAAUUGUCUCAGGCCUUGAUGCAGCGGAGCAAGUGCUCCAAUACCUCCAAGGCUCUGGAGGCAAGAAAGUUUUCACAAUGGCGUCGUUGGAACAGCCUGUGAGCUAGUUAUGCAAGAAUUCAAAGAGAAAGGUACAUAGCUUUUAAUAUACCGGGCCGAGCGUACAACCAUCUUAGCUAGCUUGGCCCUUGCAAGCUUC
This is a messenger RNA of Selaginella moellendorffii, 1695 nucleotides long. Its product is annotated as protoporphyrinogen oxidase 2, chloroplastic/mitochondrial. The coding region runs from base 41 to 1603 and encodes 520 amino acids. The record is from RefSeq and is a predicted model, not a curated record. Gene Ontology annotation, cellular component: mitochondrial inner membrane. The transcript is spliced from 17 exons. Gene Ontology annotation, molecular function: protoporphyrinogen oxidase activity, oxygen as acceptor. Lineage: Eukaryota; Viridiplantae; Streptophyta; Lycopodiopsida; Selaginellales; Selaginellaceae. Gene Ontology annotation, biological process: heme biosynthetic process.